Messenger RNA from Leishmania mexicana MHOM/GT/2001/U1103, 3153 nucleotides. Its product is annotated as putative myosin heavy chain. Gene Ontology annotation, cellular component: myosin complex; cytoplasm; actin cytoskeleton. Gene Ontology annotation, biological process: vesicle transport along actin filament; actin filament organization. The record is from RefSeq and is a predicted model, not a curated record. Gene Ontology annotation, molecular function: microfilament motor activity; actin filament binding; ATP binding. NCBI's taxonomy places the organism in Eukaryota, Euglenozoa, Kinetoplastea, Trypanosomatida, Trypanosomatidae. The coding region runs from base 1 to 3153 and encodes 1050 amino acids. The transcript has a single exon.
AUGGCGGAGCGUGUGUCUGUGAAUCAGGGGGUGUACUACUUCGACACCAAGAGCGGGUGGCUGCGUGGCACCGUAAAGGAGGUCGAUGGCGCCAAGGUGACGGUAGAGGACAAUGCUUCCCAGAAUGCCGUGAAGGUGAUCGCCGAUAAUGUUCAUGGCUACAUCUCGGAAAGCUACGAUGCCGAGGACGCAGAGCUCUUCCACGUGAGCGAUCUGCACGUGGCUACUCUCUUGCACUGCGUCAAGGACCGUUUUGAGAAGUUGCACAAGCAGUACUCGCUCAUGGGGGAGAUGGUGCUCUCCGUCAACCCAUUUCGCCUCAUGCCCUUCAACAGCGAAGAGGAGCGCAAAAAGUAUCUGGCCCUACCGGACCCCCGCAUGCUGCCGCCGCACAUCUGGCAGGUGGCGCACAAGGCCUUCAAUACGGUCUUCGUUCAUGGGCAGGGCAACCAGUCCAUCGUCAUCUCCGGCGAGUCCGGUUCCGGAAAAACCGAGAACGCCAAGAUGCUCAUCGCGUACCUGGGCCAACUGAGCUACAUGCACAGCAAGAACACCUCGCAGCGCAGCAUCGCAGACAAGAUCGACGAGAACCUGACGUGGAGCAACCCCAUCAUGGAGUCGUUCGGCAAUGCCCGCACCGUGCGCAACGACAACUCUUCGCGCUUCGGCAAGUACAUCAAGCUCUACUUUGAUCCUGUAUCCGGCGUCAUGGUGGGGGGCCAGACCGUCACUUACUUGCUGGAGAGGAGCCGCAUCAUCAUGCAGUCUCCUGGUGAACGCAACUACCACAUCUUCUACGAGAUGUUGGCGGGCCUGUCGCCGACAGAGAAGCAGGAGCUUGGCGGGCUCAAGACUGCCCAGGACUACAAGUGCCUGAACGGCGGCAACACCUUCAUCCGCCGCGGUGUGGAUGGCAAGCCGCUCGACGACGCGCACGAGUUUCAGAUGGUGCGCCGCGCGCUCUCCAUGAUCGGUGUGCCGCUGGAGACGCAGGGCUGCAUAUUGCGCGUGCUGGCGGCCAUCCUGCACCUGAUGGAGGUCGAGUUCGAGUCCGACAACAACGACAAGGCGCAGAUCGCGAACGAGACACCGCUCGCGACGGGGUGCGCGCUGCUCUGCCUGGACGAGGCCAAGGUGCGCGAGUGCUUCCUUGUGAGGAGCAAGACGUCGCUUGUCACGAUUCUGGCCUCCAAGACGGAGGCGGAGGGCCUGCGUAACGCCUUCUGCAAAGGACUGUACGUUGGCAUGUUCGACCGACUGGUCGAGUUUGUGAACGCCGCCAUUCAGCCCCAGGUGGACUGCAGCGACUGCAAGUACGUCGGCCUGCUCGAUAUUUUUGGCUUCGAAAACUUCACGAUCAACAGCUUCGAGCAGGUCUGCAUCAAUUACGCGAACGAGUCGCUGCAAAACCACUACAACAAGUACACGUUCAUCAACGACGAAGAGGAGUGCCGGCGCGAGGGCAUCCAGACCCCAAAUAUCGAGUUCCCAGACAACUCCGAGUGCGUCAACAUGUUCGAUGCGAAGCGCGUCGGCAUCUUCUCGAUGCUGGAUGAGGAGUGCAACUUCAAGGGCGGCAACACAGACCGCUUCACCACGAACCUUUGGGAAGAGUGGGCCAGCAAGAACCAGUACUUUGUGAAGCCGAAGAGCACGAUCCCGAACCAGUUCGGCGUGAACCACUAUGCCGCCUUCGUCAACUACAACACGGCGGAGUGGUUGGAGAAGAAUACGGACGCGCUAAAGGAGGAUAUGUACGAGUGUGUGAGUGAGUCCACCGACGAGUUCAUUCGGACCCUUCUCUCGACGGAGAAGAGUGAGGCACGCCGGAAGCAGACCGUUGCCAUCCGCUUCCAGCGCCAGCUCACGGACCUGCGCUCCGAGCUGGAGUCCACCGAGACGCAGUUCAUUCGCUGCAUCAAGCCAAACAUGGAGGCAAGCCCCUCGUUUCUCGAAAACCUUCUCGUCGGCUCGCAGCUUGAGUCCGCUGGUGUGCUGCAGACCAUCUCCCUCAAGCGUCAGGGCUACCCAGUGCGCCGCCCACUGGAGCCGUUUUGCAGGUACUUCUACCUUGUCAUGUCCCGCACCACCGCCUCCUUGUUCAAGCAAGGGCGCUACGGCGACGCGUCCCAGGACUUUCUGCAGCGGCACCAGCGUCUUUACAACUGGGCGCAGCCCAACUACGCCGUAGGCCAGACGAAGGUGUUCCUCCGGGCCGAGGUUUGGUCGGCGCUGGAGCGGCUGGUGCUUCGUCGACGCGCGCAGCUGCUGCACCGCUGCAAGCCCUACCUGUGCCGCUGGAUCGAAGAGCUCCGCGAGCGCAGGCGCAUCGAGCAGCAGAAGCGGCUGGAGGCAGCGCGCAAGCUGCGCGAGGUGCGGGAGGCCAAGGCCGCCGGCGCCGCCAAUGGUGUCCCGGCGGAGACGCUGCAGUGGGUCGAGGAGGCGUCCAACGUGUUCCCAGAGUUCGACAUGGAUAUGCUAAUGGACGUUGCCGUGGAGGCGGACACGCGCGAGGAGGCUCUCAGCGCCAUCCUUGCCAUCCAGGCUGACCGCCUUGACAAGCAGACAGCUUCUGGAUUCAUGGACGUGAUGACGGCUGCGAACGUGCGCCGUGGCGCCAUCAACAACUUUAUCUCGGCUGACAUCAAGACGGUGUCGGCGCUGUCGAAGCUGCAGCCGGAGGAUAUGAAGAGCCUCGGUGCCAGUGAGAUGGAGGUGGUGGCGAUCACGAAGAAGCUGACGGAGCAGCAGGGGCAGCGCGUCAAGUACCAGCGCCUCGCCGAAGCCAUCGGCACGGACGGAGAAUAUGCCGCCACUGACGCCGUUCAGCGCGCCGAGAUGGCUCGCCACCAGGAAGACUUCGACACCAAAGUGCAGGCCCUUGCCAGCAUGGGGUUUGAUGAGUCUAUCAGCCGUCUCGUGUUAGCGCACUACAACGGCGACGUGCAGCGCACGGCGGCGCGCCUACUUUAUGGCGUGGACAGCCGUAAGAUGAAGAACAACGCGCGUAAGCACAAAGACUUUAACACGACAGACGCCAACGUGCAGCAGCUCAUUGCUCUCGGUGCCACGAAGCAGAAUGCAAAGAUGGCACUACGUCGCAACAGUGGAGACGCGAACGCUGCCGCUAAGAUGCUGUUCAAGGUGAGCUAG